Messenger RNA from Encephalitozoon hellem ATCC 50504, 1800 nucleotides. RefSeq lists its product as uncharacterized. The coding region runs from base 1 to 1800 and encodes 599 amino acids. The record is from RefSeq and is a predicted model, not a curated record. Lineage: Eukaryota; Fungi; Microsporidia; Unikaryonidae. Gene Ontology annotation, molecular function: RNA binding. The transcript has a single exon.
AUGGAGCACCGUAGGAAGGGGCUCGAGUGUUUUGCUGUUCCCGAGCCUAGCGGAAUUUUCCUAUCCUUCAUAAUACCGUUAGGAGGGCACACGCCAAAGGAAAUGGUUUCUUCUAUGUACAAUGGAAUAUGCCUAGACUUGCAGAAGAUCCUUGUGGGAAUAGGCCGAGCUUCGAUAUCUAAGGACGUGGGGAACAAGGUUCAAGUAUCUCUGAAUGUGAACCAUCGCUACAGCAUCCAUCAAAUGAUGAAGCUAGUUAGUAAGUGCUUUAGAUAUUGCUACAGAGUAGAGAUACCUCUCUGCCUAUAUCCGAUGAAAGCCGAAAUAACUGAAAAGAUGAAAGAAAUAAUGGAUGCCACGGAGACUUCCAUCUGCAUCAAGAUAGAUGGCAAGGUUGAGGCCUUUAUAUGUGGAAAAAGAAGGGCGUGCCUGGAUGCAAGAAUGAAAAUACUCCUAAUGAUUGAAAAUGCAUUUGGAAGGACCACCGAAAUUAGAAGAGUAGGUAUACCUGCAAAGGAGGUUGUCAGGAAUGGAGGGAGGGUGUUCUACCACUCGAGAAUAAAUUCUGACGAAUGUCUUAUAUCCCACAAUGGGGCAGCCAUUGAUCUCCAGGAGCCUGAAAAGGUAGUUGAAAGGCUUGUACUCGACUCCCAAAAGACUGCACAUUUGCUUUCAUAUAAGGGAGCUGAGGUUGAGGAUAUUCUGUCUGACACUCAAUCAUACAUUGACACAAGAGAAAUAUGCGAAGAUUACACGGAGGUGAUUUUAAAAGGAUUUGAUCUGUAUGAGGUUAGAAGAGCAAAGAAUAAGAUAAAUCUACUGUACAAUAGCAUAAUGAAAAUGGUGGUAGAGAAUAUGAAGUAUCCUAGCUAUGACGGUGUUUUUAUACUUCAGAUCAAGAACAUAAGCUGUGGAUUCAUGGUCAUUGGUGAGAAGCAGACUCUAUUGAGGAUAGUGGAGGAGAAUGGAGGAUAUGUGGAAGGCGAGAUGGAUAUUGAGACAGAAACUGUCGAGUUUCUCUGUGGAAAGAAGAAUGGAAAAAUUACAAGAAUAAUGAGAGAUGUGUGCUGUGGAAUUGCAAUUCACAAGAGGCCUGGAAGUACUAGGAUCCAUAUGGUUAUAAGUGGAUCUUCCGGAGCAUUCAAAAGCGCCUUAGAAAUGAUUGAAGACGAGUUUCCGGAGGAGUUAACUUUUUAUAUUGAUGAGAGACAUCAUAAAAGAAUAAUUGGGUAUGGAGGUAAGAAUAUCCAAAAGAUAAUGAAAAAGCAUGGCGUCUAUAUAAAGUUCAUGAACGAAAGGGAAAGAAAGAGAUUUGCAUACAAGGACAAUGUUGUGAUAAAGACUCCACGCAAGAACAUCGAGAAUCUUGUCAACAUGAAAAAUGAUGUGAUGGGCUUGAUAGGCUGCUUCAGAGAUGAUUCCGAGUGUGUGGAAACAAUGGUAUCAUUGCAUGAUUUUUACGACCUGGAGUACCCAAUAUACCGGUUUCUCUAUAACGAGGCCAUUAUUAGAGGCUCGGAAGCUGGUGCAUCGUAUUACCUUAGUGAAAGCUACAGAACAAGCACCGGUCCUUAUCAUACAUUUAAACUAAAAAACUGCAGUCAAUGGUUCAUAAAAACUACGGAGACACUCCCUUUAGAAAGAGUUUCUACAGUUCACUGGCUCAAGGGGAUUGAAAGAAUGUCUGUAUUUUCGUGGCUCUUUGGCCAUGGAUAUAGCUCCCUCUUCAAUACGGAAAGGGAGGAGAAAGUCAAGGGCCAGGUCCACCUUUUUGAAGUAGGAUUCUUAUCCAAAAAAUAA